AUGUGCAUCCCCGCCGACCCCACCGCGCUCGCGACCCAGGCCUGUGUGCUCUGCAGCCGCGUCCGCCAGCAACCUGCCUGUCAUCACCUCCGUGGCAUCUGCACCCAGCGUCAGAAUCACCCGGGACUCAAUAACAUCUCCUAUUUCACCAACGCCGAGUAUGAUGUCUUCAACGGGUGCGGAUUCUGCAAGUUCGCACAAGCUCUCGCAGCAGGAAAAGUACCUCAUGGGAAGAACCGCGGCUUCCCUGGCUGCUGCCGUCCACCCACAGACGCAGACACGGAUAUCAUCCCUGAUGCAUGCUGGCCGGCCGUCGCCGCCUUCUGGAAGGUACCCAUCCCAGAAAAGGUGCUUCGUCGUAUCAGCCCCCGGUCACUGCAACAGCUCCAGCUGAGGAAGGAAGACGGUGGCUCUCCCACGACGUCCAAGCUGUCCCUCAAGACGGCUGGUUCGAUGCCUGGGGACCGCAAGUCGAGCCCACCGACCCCUGGCAGCCGGAAUAGCAAGUUGACCAAUUCCCCCACGGACACCGUCAGGCGGUCCGUGGACCCAUCACGCCCACCCAUCCCUUCCUCCAUUGCUUCCCCGACCCGCUCCUCCCAGCCUCGCUCAGGAGGCACCAACGGCACUCCAAGCCGAAUACACCCCUCUCAAGUGCACAUCACCAUCGACCAAUCCAACUCCCCUCCUCCUCCUCCCCCGCCGCCCAAGCCCUCCCCUGCGACUGACGAUCUCACCAAAUCGUUUGCCCGAAUCAAUGUCUCCAGGUCUGGGUCGUAUGACCCCAGCAAGAGGAAUAGCAUCGGCUCCAUGUCCUCCCUCUCUGAGGCUACAUGUUCCGACUUCACCGACUACCUCUCUGACGCCUCCGACCAGCGGAUGCAGAAAGAAGUGGAAGAGCGCGUCACGCAGAAAUGGGAAGAACGCGAGUUCUUCCAGGCGAGGAGCAAGGUUGCUCAUAUGGACCUGCAGCCCCCCGACUUUUGGGCCGGCCGCGCGGAUAGGAGGUAUGCUGAACCUGUGCAGGUCGCAGGUGGGCGGAGGUCUCACUGAAUAACCCAAAUAUCAAGAACCAAUUAAUACAUCUAUCCUGUCUAUGGUCAUCCUGUCUACUUCGGACCGAACCGACUACCCAACACCCAAGUUUUAA
Molecule: messenger RNA, 1150 nt
Organism: Dacryopinax primogenitus
Lineage: Eukaryota; Fungi; Basidiomycota; Dacrymycetes; Dacrymycetales; Dacrymycetaceae
Exons: 4
Coding region: 1-1053 (350 amino acids)
Source: RefSeq, a predicted model, not a curated record